Messenger RNA from Callithrix jacchus (white-tufted-ear marmoset), 988 nucleotides. RefSeq names its product catsper channel auxiliary subunit theta (gene CATSPERQ). The record is from RefSeq and is a predicted model, not a curated record. NCBI's taxonomy places the organism in Eukaryota, Metazoa, Chordata, Mammalia, Primates, Cebidae.
AUGCCUUUGCCUGCCAACUGCGGGAUCCAGUGUAACGCGCGCGCGGUCCACUCUGGGCCGCUACCUGGCCUUGCUGCCCUGUCAGUUGUCUGUGAGCUCCUGCCCCUUCUUGGGCCUGCAGCCCUGGAGAAUUUGCUCAGCCAGAUCCCUAAGAAGCAGAACCGUAAGGGCCGGGCUCGCGGCCUGCGCACGACCUCCUUCGGCGGGCGCUUCCGGCUGUGGUCCCUAGGACUCUUCUGCCGGGAGCGCCACCUGGCCAGGCGCCUUAAGAACAAUAGCUUCUACCCAUUCGAGCAGCAGCAGCCAAAUGUCUUCGUGCUCGAGUACUACCUGGACACGCUGUGGAAAGGGAUGCUGCUCUUCAUCGUUUGCGCAGUCCUGGUCAGCGUCAGCUCCCUGAGAGAGGUGAAGAAGCAGGAGACCUGGGUCUUCCCUGCGUACGGCGUGGGCGUGGGCUUGUGGAUGGUGGUCUCCUCGCUGCCGCGGCGCCGCCUGGUGCUGAACCACAUGCGCGGCGUGUACCACUUCUCCAUCCAGGGCCGCACUGUGUGCCAGGGCCCGUUGCACCUGGUCUACGUGCGCCUGGCGUUCAGCUCCGACGCCUACGGAAGGCGCUUCUUCCAGCUGGUCCUCGGUGGCCACAGGUUGGAGCCCCUGGUGCUGGUGCAGCUGUCGGAGCGCUACGAGCAAAUGGAAUAUUUGGGCCGUUACAUGGCCCAGAAACUCAACAUCAACUACUUCGACUACCUGGCCACCUCCUACCGGCACGUAGUUCGCCACUGGCCACCCUCUAGCGGCGGCAACGUGUCUCGCAAGAACCUCGUGGGCAAGCCCAGCUCCUCUCAGUCCAACCUGGAGGUGUGACUCCGAGGGCCACCCCCACCCCAGGACUGCGUUCUCCUCAGCCUCCCAGCGCCCCACUCUGGGGCAGAUCAAAUAUGAGUCCCACUCACUGGCCUUCCUUUCAAUAAAGUUGCCUCAGCUUCCA